AUGACAUCUACAACUUUCACAGUGCUGGUGUACUUCAACGACACCAUCUUAACAGAAGAAAACUACUUUGAAACAUACAUUAGCUCUCAAACGGCUUGGGUGACCAUAACAAACACAAUGACUAUGGUUGAAGUGAAGCAAACUAUUCUCAACCACUUCAACAUGUCAACAGUAAAUGAAUAUGAAGUCGACUUACAAUACAG
This is a messenger RNA of Sphenostylis stenocarpa, 203 nucleotides long. Lineage: Eukaryota; Viridiplantae; Streptophyta; Magnoliopsida; Fabales; Fabaceae. The record is from the annotation of a GenBank genome assembly.